This is a messenger RNA of Cladocopium goreaui, 2755 nucleotides long. The record is from the annotation of a GenBank genome assembly. NCBI's taxonomy places the organism in Eukaryota, Dinophyceae, Suessiales, Symbiodiniaceae.
AUGCCGCUGGAGCGGGUGCUUGCUGAGAUUUUAACGGAUUCGGCUGCGCCUCCAGCAUUGAAGACAUUCUUGGAAGCUGAAGGAUUGACCACUUGUGCCCUCUUUUUCGAUUGUGUCAAGGACAUUGACGAUUUGGAGGCCAAAGUAGCAGCUCGGCUCCAACCUCCCGCAACCAGCCUCCGUGACUCAUCGGUCAUUCGAACGGUCUGGCGCCGGGCUCGGGUGGAGGCUGAGAAGGCAUUGACGGGGUCAGUGGAUGCUCCGGAAGAUUGGGAGAUCCCAUUAAACCCAACCACCAAAAAUGCCUUGACUGCAAAAAGUUCAGCCGCUUACGGCACAACUUUUCGUGCCCGAAAAAUGCCAUGUGAUUCCCUUCUCGGGCGCAUCUACAGAGAGCGGGAAAAGCAGAGCUUGACAGCGUUUCCUUUGGCAAGGGUGCGUAGCCUGGCUACCUCCCCCCAAGCCAAAGAACGUCCAGACCUCAGUCAGAGCCUUGGCAAUGGGGUGUUCCUGGAGCAUGGUGUGGCCAAAGGCAUUGAUUUGAGCACUACGCCAUAUGGCUAUUGGUUGUCCCUGUCGGUUCUCUUGAACACCUAUGUCUUGGUGGGUGUGGAUGGCUGGUGCCCCAAGCAAGUGGCGGAUGAUUAUUUGGAGCUGGUGGAGGAGAAGCUUUUUCAUCCCCGCUCUCCUGGCUUGACAGCGGUGGCGGAAGUGGAGAUGCAACACCGGCUUCGAUGGGUCGAAUUGACGAGAGGGCCGGAAGGGUUGACUUUGGGUGAGGCUAUCAAGGCCAGCAUGUCGGCUUUGGCUGGAGCUUGGCAGUAUGGUCCAGAGAUGCCCGGGCAAAAGCGAAGGAGAGCAUUGGAACCAGACAGGGAUUACAUCAUUCAGGAGGCCAAAGGAGGGGUGGCUUUGUGCCACAGCUGGAACCUGGGCAAAUGCAAGGAUGAGAAAUGUCCACACAGCCGGUUGCACAUUUGCGACAUCAAGGGAUGUGGCAAGCCUCACAGGCAUGGAGCUGCUUCGGCGACGGGGGUCCAUGACAUGGCACGCUUUAGUGACAAGGCUGGCGAUGUGUCAGCUUUUGAGUGGCGUGGCCUUGGCUUGGAGCCUUUGAACUGUGUCAAUUCUGGCAUGCAGCUGAGUGAUCAGAUCUAUCCAGCUGAUCCUGUUCGUUGCUUGGGCGAUCAGCCAGCUGAGUUUUUGGGCAUGGCAGCUUCACACCGUUAUCAACCUUCUCGCCGAAGGACUUUUGCAGCUACAUCACUUACUGCUUCAACUGGUUUGCAACCGACUGGAAGGGCUUUACCGCCUCUGGUGCCCACUGGCCUUGCACCUGACCAGCAUUGGCAACGGGCUUGUUUUGGUACUGAGCACCCAUUGGCCCAGCUUCCAAACCUGCCGCCCAAACUGUUGCAAGCGGCAGAGCAUUUGGAGAGCCUUGGUGGGGGCAUUGUGAGUUGGCGCAAGGAGCAAAUGAAGCGCAUACGCCACUUGGCAGAAUCACUUCAGCCUGUGCAAGCGCAGUGGCAGCAGGGCUUGCACCCGCAGGUGCGCCGGAUCAUUGGGAAGUGGCAUCUGCCGCUUCUCCACAUCCUUGCAAAAGAAGCUGGCUCGGAGGAUCUGUUUUUCAAUUUGGAUUACAGUGCCGGGGUGCGCUGUGUGGGCCGUGCAGCACACUCAUUUGUGAUGCCCUUGAAGUUCACCCGGCCGACUCUCUCAGUUGAGGCUCUUCUGAGCCAGGCCAAGGUGCGCAACCCCCAGCUGAUAGCGUCGGUCCGGAGUUCGGCGAUGCAGAGUUGCUUGGUCAACGCCACAGUGGAAGACUACGAAACCUAUGUGCCCCGCGGCAUUGAGCACAUUUUGGCACUCAUUCGGCACUUGCAGGUCCGUUUUGGCCUUGGUGUGCAGCUAGAGGGCUUCACUGCAGAUUUCAAAGCGGCCUACCGACAGGUGGCGGUGUCACCGUCCCAGUACAAGUUUCAGGGGGUGGCAUGGUGGGAUUGCUUGCGAGCCACAGUGAUGAUUGGUGUCCUCACAGCGCUGCCUUUUGGAGCUCGUAGAGCGCCAGCCAAUUGGGGUCGUUUGGUGCUUUUGCUCAUGACAAUUGCUUGGCACCAUUUCAGCCUGCUGGUCUUGGACUAUGUGGACGACGUGAAUGGUGUUGAGCCGCAUUUUUCUGCAGAGAGUGCGCGGCAAACCUGGGUGGAGCUAGUCAGCUUGCUAGGCCUGACGCUGGACGUGGACAAGUGCAAGCUUGGUUUUGCGCUGGUGGCAGCCUUUGGUCGCUUUGGUCGUGCUCAGUUGUCGGCCAUCAAGCGACGGCAGUAUGCAUCGGGCGGCAAGAAUUUUCAAUUGUCUGCGGUGCUGCGGGCUCAGUUGGAGUGGUGGUUGGUGCAUUUGCGCUCCCUUCCUGGUCGCGGGGUCCCGCGCUCCAUCCAGCAGCGGUGGGGUGGGGUCAACAACAUUCACCGCAUCGAAGCUGUGGGGCCACCAAUUUGCUUCCUGACAUGGCCUGAAAAAUUGCGAGGGCAGCUGUUGCUGUUUUUCAUUGACAACCAAUCUGCCUUAGGCAGCAUGGUUGGAGGCUGGUCGCAUGAGGAGGUACUGAAUGACAUCACUGCCUUGUCCUGGUCUCUUGCGGCCAGUUUGCAGUGCUUUGUCUUUUUCGAAUACGUACCUUCGGCAUCCAACAUUAUUGAUGCAGCUAGCCGGGCGCAGUCCACGGCUGACCUUUCUGUUUACUAUAAUAGAG